Gigantopelta aegis is the source of this 297-nucleotide messenger RNA. RefSeq lists its product as uncharacterized. NCBI's taxonomy places the organism in Eukaryota, Metazoa, Mollusca, Gastropoda, Neomphalida, Peltospiridae. The annotation marks the transcript as partial. The transcript is spliced from 4 exons. The record is from RefSeq and is a predicted model, not a curated record.
AGAGAGAGAGAGAGAGAGAGAGAGAGAGAGAGAGAGAGAGAGAGAGAGAGAGAGAGAGAGAGAGAGAGAGAGAGAGAGAGAGAGAGAGAGAGAGAGAAAGACAGACAGAGAGAGAGAGAGAGAGAGAGAGAGAGAGAGAGAGAGAGAGAAGAGAGAGAGAGAGAGAGAGAGAGAGAGAGAGAGAGAGAGAGAGAGAGAGAGAGAUUGCCGGAGUCUACCAACGCCUAUAGAUACUCUAGAUUCUGUGAAAGGAGGCGGGGAAAUGGCAGUGUGGUCACUAGAAUAGGAACGGGAUGA